This is a messenger RNA of Parus major (Great Tit), 2216 nucleotides long. Its product is annotated as pancreatic secretory granule membrane major glycoprotein GP2-like. Gene Ontology annotation, cellular component: apical plasma membrane; cell surface. The transcript is spliced from 8 exons. Lineage: Eukaryota; Metazoa; Chordata; Aves; Passeriformes; Paridae. The coding region runs from base 381 to 1703 and encodes 440 amino acids. The record is from RefSeq and is a predicted model, not a curated record. Gene Ontology annotation, biological process: neutrophil migration.
UUCUCUCCUUGUUAUGGAUAUGAUUUACUGGAACAGUGAGGAUCCUUUUGCAAAGAUCCUAGCUCUUCAUAAGAACUGUAGUAGGAAGAGGGUAACUCUUUUCCUCUUUGGGGAGCCCAGACUGAUGCCUCAGCUGUGCAGUUUUACUCAAAUGGCCACUGAAAUGUGGCUUUAUCACUGUCAGCACAUCCCUGUGGGUCCCAGGGCUGGUUUCUCCCACCUCCUUUCUGGAAUAACUACCUAAAUUCAGGAUAGUGUUUGACCCUGAUGAGAGGAGGCUGAUCUGGCCCUUUGGGGUGGGAAAUUACUUUGGGCCAUAGAACCUAAGAAAAACAGUACAGAAAUUAUUGCACCCCUACUUGAGGACUCAGCCUUUCUGAAUGACUGCAAACGUCUCCAGUGAGCAUGAUAACAAAUCUGAGUUAUUCAGAGCCUGCUUGUUUUUCCAGGAAAGGAUUGUGAGAUGUUUGCUGCUGCUCUCUGUGCUCUGCCUGGCUGGCUGUGAAGGCAACAAGAGUGAGCUGGCAAGCACCCAUGGCCUGAGGCCAGAGGUUGCCCUCCGUGUCAAGAGGAACCCAGAUGCCUGCCUGCCAAACCCGUGCCAGCACCACGGGCAGUGCCAGGUGACUGUGGACAGACCAGUUUGCAUCUGCAAGCCAGGCUUCACAGGGGAAUUCUGCCAAGAUAUGGUACUGAAGUUGGCUUGUGAGGAAGAGCACAUGAAGAUGAUGGUGAGGAAGGAGGUGUUUGAGCUCUUGAAAAUCCCCCUGGAGCUUGUCCACUUGAAGAACCAGGCAUGCAAGGUCUCAGAGAAGGAAGAAGAGGGUGAGCUGUUUUUUGCAGCCACUCUCACAGGUGAAAACCACACUGCCUGUGGAUCAGUAAUCCAGCAAAACAGUUCCCAUGUCUCGUACUCCAACAUCAUCAAGUCAGAGCGGGAGGCCCACAGGGCCACGAUCUCCCGGAGUUUUCAGCUGGAGGUGCACUUUUCCUGCAUCUACGCCUACGAGCAGGUUGUGAGACUGCCCUUCACUCUCACUGCUGUUGACAAGCUGGUACAGUUUGUGGUCAGAGAAGGACACUUCAAUGUCAGCAUGAGACUGUACAAGUCCCCCUCCUACCUCGAGCCUUAUCCCCUGCCAAGUGUGGCUGUCCCCCUCAUGGACACACUCUAUGUCCUGCUGAAAUUAGAAGGGCAGCACCAGCUCAAGUACUUCCUGCUGAGUGUUUUGGAAUGCUGGGCCACACCAAGCACGGAUCCACACCAGGACAUGCAGCACAAGCUCAUUGAGCAGGGGUGUCCCCAUGACGAGACGGUGACCUAUCUGAAUGCCAUUGGAGAGAGCACUACUGCCAAGUUCAGCUUCCAGAUGUUUCAGUUUGUUGGUUACCCUGAGGUGUUCCUGCACUGCCGUGUCCAGCUCUGUCUUCCUGACAGCCCAGAGCGCUGUGCCAAGCAAUGCCCCGGGCACUGGAGGAACAGGCGAGCACUGGCAGAUGACUACAAUAGGAUUGUCUCCUAUGGGCCCAUCCUCCUGCUGGCUGCUCCUUCCUCGGGAGCAGAGACCCACCAUUCCAGCACGGACCAGCAGGACCCAGUGGGACCCAGCCCAUGGCUCUCCAGGGCCCUCGUUCCGCUGUGUGUGCUCGCUGUGCUCGCUGUGGCUGCUGCGGCUGUCAGCGUGGGGCGCCGAAUGGUUUAGGAAACAGCUGUUUCCCAAUAAAUGUGACAGCAGCAGAGAGGCAUUGCUGUGUCUUUAUGGGUGUUUAGGGGAAGGGGAUAAUGGUUGGAUGCAAGCAAUGCUUGAAGGAUGAGGUGCAGCACAGUGUUUCUGCUCCCUGUAGCAUCUCUUGGACCUUCUCCCCUCUGGGCCCAUGGUCUCUAAACCCAGAGUAUGUACCCAGGGAUGGGAGAGUCCUUCCUCCUGCUUCCCCUCUUCCCCACAGAGUCAUCCUGGUGUGUGGGGAGAGGGAAGUACCCCACUCUAGAUACCUGCCCUACCAAAGCUGGUAUUUGCCUGGUUCUGUGCCACACAAAUGCAGUGUUAGCAGAGAAAGGGCUGCUUUGUGCAUGCACACAUGUGUGUGUGCACCCAUCCAUAGUCAUUUCUCUCCCCAUUCAUGACAUUUCUAUUUUCAUUCAUGACAAAUUGCCAGCAAGACUUUUCCCAUUGAUACAUACCUAAUAUAAAGCAAAUAACAAACAAUAUUGUAGG